CUCUUUCUCUUCUUUUUUUUUUAUUCUUGUGUUCUUUUUCAUUAAAUACCUUUCUCAUCACAAUGCUCCUUAUCAAAAAUGUGCUUUUCACUUUAUCUGCCCUGACUCUCUUUUCAACGUCCCGCUUCAGUCAUUAUGAAGGUGGUGCUGCUUUAGUCAUGGCUGCACUCACGCCUCAGGAACGUAUAGAAGUCGAGGCUAAAAACCCUGAAAACCCAAACUACUGUCCUGCCUGUCUCCAAAAAGCCAUGAGCAAUCAUUUCCCACAUGCCUGUCCCAAGGGUAUUGAGCCUAUGAAUGCACAUAGUCGUCCCGAAGGUCCUACUGCUCAAGAGCAACGUUGCGUCUGUGUGGCGUUCAGAGAUCUGUACUGGAUGAAGCUUGAUUGUCAACGGGAAUGUGCGUUUGUGAAUGAUCCAGAAGCCAUGACUCACUUCCUUCCAUCGGACCAGAUCCCAGGUUGCGACCAGUGGAUUGAUUUCGAAACAGGGGAAGAAAAGGAUGUUGAAGGAUUUGAUAAAAGAGACCCUGCUCAUGUUCCUGAAAAGUUUGAAGCUGUUGCUGCAGAUGAAACGCCCGACGCACAGGCCAACACAGAGGAAGAGAAAGGAAAAGGAAAUGAAGCUAAUAAUCAGGGAAACACACCAGUCGUUGAGCGAACAAAAGAAGAAUUGUAGAUCAUUGUUUUUAAAAAAAGAUAAAAUUGCAGAUCAUGUUAAAUAAACG
Lobosporangium transversale is the source of this 726-nucleotide messenger RNA. RefSeq lists its product as hypothetical. The record is from RefSeq and is a predicted model, not a curated record. The coding region runs from base 63 to 677 and encodes 204 amino acids. Lineage: Eukaryota; Fungi; Mortierellomycota; Mortierellomycetes; Mortierellales; Mortierellaceae. The transcript has a single exon.